This is a messenger RNA of Colletotrichum truncatum, 1437 nucleotides long. RefSeq lists its product as uncharacterized. NCBI's taxonomy places the organism in Eukaryota, Fungi, Ascomycota, Sordariomycetes, Glomerellales, Glomerellaceae. The record is from RefSeq and is a predicted model, not a curated record.
AUGCCGCCCACGGGCACCGGUGCUCUCUCCCUUGCUCUCGUCCUCCGCUCCGACCUCAACGUCGCAGCCGCCGCCGCAACAGCAGAAACCAACACAACCCUCCCACCCUGGCUUGCCCGCACGAAUCCGGACCCAAGUGAGUGGAAUGGCGCCUCUGUUAUUGCUGCCGCUGCCAUCUCAGCGACGCUAGCCACUACCUUCGUCGGCCUACGCUUCUACACACGCGCCCGUAUCCUUCGUUCCUUGAUGUGGGACGAUUGGUUCAUUCUUGCAUCGCUAUUCUUUGCCAUCGCCACCUGCGGCGGCAUGAUCGUCCAACUCAACUAUGGCCUUGGUGAACACCUUCGCUACGUUUGGUCCACCUUUCCUCUCUACGUCAAAACAGGCACCUUCACAAAUCUCCUUUACUCCUGUUCCCUCGCCCUGACGAAAAUCUCCAUCUUGCUUCUCUAUAUCCGCAUUCUGACAUAUGAGCUUGUCCGCCUUCUCGGCAAGAUCCUUUUGGGCGUCGUUAUCCUCUCCCACACAUGGAUCAUUGUCAGCAUCCUCACAACUUGUAUCCCCCUGAGCGCGGCGUGGGACACCAACCCCACCAGCCCGCCGCCGUACUGCCACCCGUUCUCCGUCUUUUGGGGAAAUGCCUGCCUGCACCUAGCUACCGACUUCCUGAUCUUCUUGCUGCCACUGCCUGUGAUCUCGAGCAUGCGUCUGCCCAUGCGGCAGAAGCUGGGGCUGUACUUUGUCUUUUGCUUCGCUUUCCUUGUUUGCGCCAUUUCCAUUGUCCGUCUAGUGCGCCUCUUCCAUACAGAUGAGACAGAGGAGCAGUUGCUAGAUGUAACCUGGUCCGCCGUCCGCAUCGCAAAUCUGACAGUCAUCGAAGUAAACGCGGCCAUCGUUGCCGCCUGCUUGACGACCCUGAAGCCCCUCGCCUGUCACAUCUUCCCUAGCCUCAAGCCCACCGCGGGCGCCUCCUCCUCCUCAUCAGCCUCCUUCACCAUCGCUGCGGCAGAAGACCGUCGCCGCAAGGACUUUGAGGAGAAUUUCUCAACAGGCGAGGACAGAGGCUACCAGCGCCCGCUCACUAUCGGCACGAAACGUGACCGGCCGCGCAUGUGGAGGGAUACUUUUGCAAGUCUCGUCGGCGACGUCAAGAUGGGGUCGACGGAGCAUCUCGAGGCUCCCACACCGACGAGCGCAACGCAACUCGCCGAAAAAACGGGCGGCGGCAGCGUCGGGGUCUCCGAAUUCAGACUGCCCGAAGUCCAGCCUCCUUCGCCAUUUGGCAGAUUUUCAAGCUGGACCAGAGGUUCGAGACUACAAGUGCCAAUGCACUUAAGGACCCCCAGCUCGAUGACGACGACUACGACGACCCGACAUGAACGUUAUGGGUCCGUCGAUCGCCAUGGCUCCCGCGUGCCGGGCCGUCAGAUAUUAUGA